Molecule: messenger RNA, 3750 nt
Organism: Daldinia vernicosa
Lineage: Eukaryota; Fungi; Ascomycota; Sordariomycetes; Xylariales; Hypoxylaceae
Product: AAA domain-containing protein
Exons: 3
Coding region: 1-3750 (1249 amino acids)
Molecular function (GO): zinc ion binding; helicase activity; nucleic acid binding
Source: RefSeq, a predicted model, not a curated record
AUGGAAGAUAUCAAUCUUCCCGACCUUAACGGUCACGAAACUGGUGUUCAAGAGACUAGCGAGCACGAAGAGGCUCGCCGCGAGGAGCAUGAGCUCUGUGAGGAGCCCGAUGACCUCGCAGACCUUCCUCAGGUACCGCCCAAUACUGUCUCGCAGUCGGUUUCCUGUCUUGUCAUCCUUGACGGAACCCCUCUGAACCUCCAUGAGCAUGGCAACCUGGCUAAACUCGGCCGCGGAUCCUUCAGGCAGCUUGAGUUCAAACUCAAGCUUGAAUACCAUCCUGCCAGCUACAGCAGAGUUGUUAUGGCCUUUAUCCGCAACCAUCCAGGCGGCGAUAGGCGCCAGUUUUGGAUAGGCCGGAUGGAGUUCUACUUGCAAUCCAUCUCUGAGUUGUCGUGCGCUAGGCAGCCCAAAGAUCGCGCUACCAUUUCUCUCAACCGCGACUUCAAUCUCGAACCGGGCACCGUGGAAGCUCCCGAAGGGUGCAUCUACCUAUCAUUCCGCGUCGACAGGGUUAUUUUCUAUUACGAUCCUGUAACGAUUACAACUACGGUGUUCAAAAGGCAGAUCAAGCAGAUGGCUGAAUUCGCCGACUCGGUGAAUAAAGGUUCUUCCAAAGAAGUUGCUUUCAUAGUCAAAGACAACGCCCCAUCUCCUGCCUGGGAGUAUACUCCUAACGAUACUCUACCACAGUCCGCCCCGGUCGUCUCUACCGACCAGUACCUGGAGUGCGAUUCCAACCUGAACGCGUUUAUCGCGGUCGCCAAAUUUAUGGAGAUCAAGUCGGACAGGCUCGCGCCUUGGUUCCGCCUCUCGCCUCGCCAACAACUUCUCAACUCCAGAACCAUUCUACAGGUCGGCAAGAAGUACGUGGUUUCAGGCGGCCGAAAGGUUAUCAGACCCGAGUUAGAGAGUGUCCAUCCCUGCGUCAAAUUCUUUGACCUCCGCCAGUACAAGGUUGCCCAAGCCUAUGGCACCGUCGACGACGCCGCCCGAGUCCAGGCCAUCGCGAACGAGAUGGCGAAGAAGCAAUUCCGCUGCUAUUUGUUCGCCUUCUCGCAGAACAAGGACGACUCCGGCAACCCUUCUGCAGUCGCCGUCGCCAUCCCCCUGGGUCCCAAUACCCACCUCCUCCCUCGCAAGGGUUCCGACUGCAAGAUCAGCAUCUCUGGUCUCGUCCGCGCCAAGAAUCCGCCCUACGAAGUCGACAUCGAGGCGGAUCUGCCCCUGUUCCUGCACGAGCUAAUCAGCCGCGCCGUCCAAGGAUAUCAAGACUCAGACGACUUCAUUGAGAUGUACAAUGUCGUGAAGGAUGGUACAUCAGAGGAGAAGAUUGCAGAAGUGCGGAGCGACCUGAAAGAUAUUUAUGUGGAUGCCCAGACGACCGGAGGCGCGGUUGAUGAAGAAGGUCUAGAAGAUUUUGUCACAAAGCACGCGGCCCAUUUGCAAGUCCCCGAAGUCCCCGAUAAGGAUGCCGAAGAGAAGCUUUUCCAGUGGAACGCGCGCGCCACAGACACCCCGCUCCCCCUUCUCGGCGGUAGUUUCAGGGUAUUCAUCGCAAAAAUACCUCUUGAGCCCUGGAGCGAGUCCUGGGGCGGAGAGCGGAGACGCUCUAACUUCGGCCUGGAGUUUCCCCAGGAAGGGGAGAACUAUGGGGUGUACGUCCAGAGGACGUUAGAGGAGGAGGAGGCCAAGUCUUGCACUAUCACGGUCAAGACCCUCGAAAAGACUCUCCGGCAGGAGAUUCAGGCUCACGGGGAAAUUCAGUGUCGUCCCUCCGUCCCGGCAGAUGCCCCCGGUGUUAGCGACCUGGCCGUGAGUAUAUACAAUUGGCUUCCUACUCUCGAGCUACCCCCCGAAGGCUCGGAAUCUCUCAUCGAUCACUUCGACUUGUUUCCCGGCAUGAAGCGCGCGGUAGACGGUAACGCACCCGGUCACCUGCAGCAGAUGUACGACAGCUUUGACGAGUCCAAGAAGAGUACCUUCAGCGAGCACAUGAGGAAGAUCCCGUUCGGACUGGCAGCGAUUCCCGGCACGGCUGCUUGCGGCAAGUCCCUCUUCGUCAAGUUCUACGCCGCCUUGCACUUGCUAGAAGAACUCCCAGAGGACUCACCUCCCAACAAGGUCCUCAUAAUCCACCCUCAUAACCAAGCCUUGGAUGACUUCGAGCUCGGUUUCAGGCGAACUCUCGAGAAGUACGGAGCGCCACCCGAGAUGUUCCCGCGUAUGGAGAGAGUUCAUAGCAUUCCUACCGAGGUCAGCGCCGCGAUGAAAUCUCUCAGUCGAGGAGACCUUCCGACUGCAGAGUCCGACGAACUAGAUGCCACGGAUCAUUUCCUGGCCGAGUACGUCUUAACCGAAUUCCAGCGCAACGCGGCUGAAUACUCCAAGCAAAAGGGGAGAAACAAUUUCCACACGCAGUCUCUCCACACCUCGGUUCUCAGGGACGUGCAGGAGCAUCCGAAUGACUACAAAUAUAUCAUCAACCUUCAGAAGAUCGGAAGGACCAGGGGUCUGUCCAAAUCUAACAAGACCGAAGCCGAGAACAUGAUCAAGAAGAUUUACGAGAAGAAGCUUCGCCAGGCGCAGAUCGUCUUCGCGACGCCAUCCGCGGCUCGCGAGACUUUGUUUAGGAAGGCCUUCGAGCCAACCUUGGUAAUAAUGGACGAGAAUGCGCGAAUGAGGGAGCUAACAACAAUUAUGUGCAUCGCCUCGUUUCCCACCGCCAAGCUGUUCAUGCUGCUCGGGGAUCCCAGGCAGCUGACCCCGUUUACCAGCAGCACCCCCGGGGAGAUGAAGGCCCCUUUCGACCCCCAAAUCAGCAUCUCGUGUCUGGACAGACUCUUCCGCGCCGGAGUGUCCUUCAAGGGUCUUGUCCACAACCAUCGUCAGUACGCGAAUCUGCAGCAGGAGCCCAGCACGUGGUUUUACAAGGGCUCCAUGCAGUCGAGCAUUGCCAAGGCCGAUCGUUUCCCCCCUUCUGUCAUUCGGGUUCAGCAGAUAAUCCGGAAGCUCACCGGCAUUCCCGAUAGCAACCGCGUUAUAGUCGACAUUACCAACUCCAAGGAGGAGCGCGCCUUUCUGUCCGUUAAGAAUGAGCGCCACGCCUUCUACGUGCUGCGAGCCCUGCGCUAUUUCUACCUCGACGCCAAAUUCACCUCGCUAGACGAGUCUGUGCUCGGAUCCAUCGCUAUCAUCCCCUUCUACGAUGCCCAGGUCACCGAGAUCGAAUCUCUUUUGCGCAACCGCAAAGUUGUCCAUAACCUCUUCGGCGUCACCCCCGCCAAGCUGGCCGAGCGCGUCAGAGUCAGCACCCUCGACAGUUUUCAAGGCGGACAGGCAGAUCUCGUCAUCUUGGACUACACGCGCUCCAACCGGCCGGGAUUCACCGGCGAUUCUCACCGCAACGUAGUCGCCCACACUCGAAGCGUGCAAGGAGAGAUAGUCCUCCUCAGGGAGUCGGUGUUCGGCCCGGGUUCCGGAGACAGCCGAUCUUCCGCCAACCUCCGGCUCAUGUACAGAGCUCUCGAUCGCGAGAGCCGGGUCCACAAGACGAUAUUUUACGAGAACUGUCUGGACUUCGGCCACGAGCAAAAGUACUGCCGAGGCACCGCCCACUGCUCUACCUGCUUUGGGGAGGGCCACACCAUGUCUGCGUGUCUCAUGGAUAAACUGGCCUGCAAAAACUGCGGCGCCAAGGGUCACUUUGCGAAGAAUUGCCCCAAUCAGAGAUCAUUAAGACAUCAUUAA